CGUUUUGUACAGUUCAAGGGACCGCCAAUCACAGAGCCAUAUAAAAUGGGGUCAUCCGGAAUAUCUAACGGUCAGAGUUGAUUCUAUAGUGUACCGGUGAUAACUGGAACGAUGGUGUCUUUUUUGUUUGGUUUGGCUGCAAUACAUUUUGUGGUGGUAUCGUAUGGUGUUAGUGCAGGGAAAACCAGUUCCAGCUCGAAGUGUGAAAAGUCUUUAACAACGGCAAGUGGAACUAAGGCUCCUUCAGGACCGUACUGCCCGGGUGAUUUGAUAUUCGAGGAUACCUUCGACAAUUUUGAACUUGAUACUUGGCAACAUGAGAAUACAUUGGCUGGAAAUACCCAGAACUGGGACUUUCAAUGGUUUACGAACAAUCGUUCCAACUCGUUUGUAAAGGAGGGAAAUUUAUUCAUCCGUCCUACGUUAACAGUUGACGAGUUUGGCGAAGCGUUUCUUCGAUCCGGAGUAUUGAACAUUCACGGCGGAACACCUGCUGAUCAAUGCAGCAAGCAAAGCACGUUUGGCUGUGAACGCGUAGGAUCACAUAUCCACAUCCUCAAUCCGAUCAAAAGUGCCAGUCUCCGGACUGUGGAUACAUUUGCAUUCCGGUAUGGAAAAGUGGAAAUCAGUGCGAAACUUCCAGCUGGGGACUGGAUGUGGCCGGCAGUUGCAUUCCUUCCGAAAUACAACUCAUACGGAGCGUGGCCUGCGUCUGGUGAGAUCGAUUUGCUCGAAUCGAAAGGGAACCGUGACUUGAUCAAGAAUGGGGUUAACGUUGGCAUCGAACAGGUCACUUCGCAGCUGCAAUUCGGUCCGAAUGAUGGAUUCAGAGAUGGUUCGACGACCACUUUCACUAGAAAUGCGGAAUCCGGAAAGGGAUAUCACACAGGCUUUAAUCGCUACCAGAUGGAGUGGACCCCGGAUCAUAUAACGUUUAGCAUCAACGACAUCGAAACGGGAACGGUUAAGGUGGGAACGGGAUUUUGGGCUCGCGGGAACUUUAACAUCACUGCACCGGGGAUGGACAAUCCGUGGCGGUUUGGCAGCAUUAUGGCACCAUUCGAUCAGGAGUUUUACUUUAAGAUCUCACUGGCAGUUGGGAGCAAUGAGUAUUUUUCCGACGAUGAUAUCAACCCGACGAAGAAGCCGUGGAAAAACGACUCGCCUCAUCCGAUGACCGAUUUCUGGAACGCAAGGAAUGACUGGCUGCCGACAUGGAAUUUAGAUGAGAAUGACGCUAAAGAUGCAUCUAUACAGGUGGAUUACGUCAGAGUGUGGGCUCUGUGAAGCACGGUGAGCUGAGUUGAUUAUCGAGUAAAUUCCAGUAGUUAAAAUUAUUUACUAGAUGUUUAAAACUGUUUCUAACAAAUUUGGACAAUACCUCAUUCAGCGGGAUUGGCCAAGCAAUUAUAUUAGUCAUUUAUUAUUACCGCCUCCCCAACAGUUGAUUUAAUCGUGACAUGUUCCUCCUUUCACAAUAAUUAUAUCAUAGUUAUUAGAUCCCAUAAGUUUCAGUGCUGGACAUACC
This is a messenger RNA of Armigeres subalbatus, 1528 nucleotides long. RefSeq names its product beta-1,3-glucan-binding protein-like. Gene Ontology annotation, biological process: carbohydrate metabolic process. NCBI's taxonomy places the organism in Eukaryota, Metazoa, Arthropoda, Insecta, Diptera, Culicidae. The record is from RefSeq and is a predicted model, not a curated record. Bases 112 to 1287 code for a protein of 391 amino acids. Gene Ontology annotation, molecular function: hydrolase activity, hydrolyzing O-glycosyl compounds. The transcript has 4 exons.